This is a messenger RNA of Larimichthys crocea (large yellow croaker), 3883 nucleotides long. RefSeq names its product dynein heavy chain 17, axonemal-like. Gene Ontology annotation, cellular component: axonemal dynein complex. The record is from RefSeq and is a predicted model, not a curated record. Gene Ontology annotation, molecular function: dynein intermediate chain binding; dynein light intermediate chain binding. Gene Ontology annotation, biological process: microtubule-based movement. The transcript has 20 exons. Bases 179 to 3550 code for a protein of 1123 amino acids. NCBI's taxonomy places the organism in Eukaryota, Metazoa, Chordata, Actinopteri, Sciaenidae.
UUGUCACUGAAAUGUAAAGUGUCAUUCACGACGUAAAAACAGAAACCUGAAGGCAGCGCGCGGUGACCGUUAUAAACGUUAACCGUCAGCUUUCUCCGGUUUGUCUCGGUGUUUUAACGAGUUCGUUAAGAAGUUAUUUAACUAUAUUUUUAUUAUUUAAGAAGAGGAAAGGUUCACGAUGGACGCCAAAGACCAGCGGCUGGAUCCUGUCCGCUGUUUCACCGUCAACAGUCUCCGGUUGGACCCGGAGAGAUGGCGGGAGUUCGUGUCGGAGGAGGAGAGCCGGGUGACCCUCAGCAGCUUCUUCAACACCCAGGACUACAGCCACCUGUUCAUCCACCAGGGCCCGGAGGACGGACUGUCAGCCAGCCUACACUUCCCCAAACAGGUCCACACGAAAAUCAUCCGGGUCUCCAAGACGGGCCGCGACGUCCUCACCAAGGAAAACACCAGAACCAGUCUAAUGAUCCAAGAGGAGCAGGGGGGAGAUGCUGUUAGCUCCAUCAUCACUGUGUGUCAGGAGCUGACCUGCCCGUUGCUUAGCAACCCGGAGACCAACAGCAGCUGGGCGGUGGGUGUGGCCGAGGAGGCUCUGAGGUCCAUGGAGACGCAGAAGAACGAGGCGCUGGUGAUGAAGGCUCACACAGGGGGACGUACCUUCCUGCCCCAACCUGACAUCCCCCAUGACGUCCAUCUCCAUGGCAACGAUGUCCAUGGCGACACUGAGGAGUGGAAGUUGUCAGACAGGAAGCUCCUCCACAACUGUGACUCCACCAUCAUCGAGUGGGCGGGGCUUGUGUCAGACUUCCUGCAGCAGGACUCGUGUCAGUCAGUACCGGACGGCCCGAAGCCCCUCCCCUCAGAGGAGUUCAGCUUCUGGACGAGUCGACUAAGGAACCUGGUCCACAUCCAGGAGCAGUUGAGCAGCAGCAGGGGUCAGCAGGUGGCGCUCCUGCUUCAGAGGGCAGACAGCGUGUACUGGUCCACUCUGAGAGACGUCCACAGAGACAUCCAUACAGGUGUGAAGGAAGCUGAAGACGUGACCCUGAUCCUGAGGCCACUGCAGGAGAAGCUGGAGCAGGUGGAGCAGAUGGAGUACCAGCAGCUGGGCGCCAACAUGGCGGCUGUGAUGGAGGCGGUCCGCCUGGUCUGGACUGGGUCUGAGUUCUACCGCAGACCCUGCAGGAUGGUGGUGCUGCUGCAGAAGAUCUGCAACCUGCUCGUACACUUGAGCAGGAAGUUCCUGCGUGGACAGGAAGUGAUGCGUGGUCUGAUGUCAGGUCCUGGUCCGGUCCUGGAUGAUGUCAGACUGGUGAUCUGGACUCUGCAGAGCUUUAAAGAGGCGUACAUUCAAUGCAGGACUCUGCUGGAGAACCAGAACCAGGAGGGAGACACACACACCUGGGACUUCCCUUCACACCUGGUCUUCUUCCACCUGGACAACUUCCUGACACGGCUGCACAGCAUCCAGGAGGUGCUGUGUGUCAGUCUUCAGCUCCAUCAGUUGGAUCAGGUGGUGUUGUCCGGUGUGGACGGCAGGAUGUGGACAGACGUGGUUCAGGGCGUGUAUGAGGACUUCCUGUGUCAUGUGACGGCUCUCUCCGACUGUGACUAUGACCCCACCGACCCCGACGACCAGAGCUUUGAGCUGCACCUCGAUCAGUUUGUGGUUCAGGUGACAGACCUGGAGUCCCGGCUGGUGUCUGUUCUCAGCAGAGCCUUUGAGGACUGCUGCGACUCGUCCUCUGCAGCACAGUUGGUGAAGAUGUUCAGGUUCCUCUUGGACCGUCCUCUGAUCCAGAAUCAGGUGCGUCCUCACCUGAUCCGACUGGUGGAGACGGUUCUGGUGGAGCUGGAUCAGACCGAGCGGCUGUUGUCCAGUCAGAAAGACAGAGCAGGAACAUUCAGCAGGUUCAGUCCGACUGCUGCAGCUCGUCUCUGCUGGACUCAACACCUCCAACACAGAGCUGAAGACGCUGUGAACAGCUACCGGACUGUGAAAGACCUGUUGGUGGACUCAGGUGAGUCCGUGCAGGUUCAGCAGAGGUUCCUGCAGAUUGUGGACCUGCUGCAGGACUUCAGAGACCAGGUGAGAUCAGACUGGAGCCGUCAGCUGGACUCAGUCUGUGAAUUCAUCCUAGAUCAACCUCUGAUACAACACGAGCAACAAGGCAUGCUGGGAGUUCAUUGCAGACACCAGGUGGAGACGGCACUCAGGGAGCUCAGGUAUGUGAGCAGGGAGACAGAUGUGGAGCUCCACCCCCUCACUGCCCGACUUUUGACCUGUAGAGAUGACAUCACACAGAGCUACCUGAGCCUGAGUCACAUGGUGUCGUGCUACAACCAGGUGGUGAGUGACGUCCUGCAGGUGGAGCGUCCUCUGAUCCAGGACCAGCUGCAGGACCUGAACCGGACUCUGUCAGAACUACAGACCGAGACCUGGACCUGUGAAGGUGUGCAGCACCUGGUGGAGCAGCACAGACACAGAGUGUUGAUCUUCCACUCCACAGUGAGCGAGGCCAGGGCCAACAUGGACGCCAUGACACACAUCAUACAGGGCUGGGCGGAGCUUCAACUGCUUCAGCACUCAGGUGAGUCACUGCUGGAAGGCGGAGCUACAGAGCAGAGCUACAGACGAAUCAGAGAGGACGGACAGGAGCUGCUGAGGUUAACACAGGUGAACUGCGGUCUGUAUGGAGCAGAGGACUCCUCUGACACCUGGAUCAGGUAUCUGGACCACAUCGAUGACCUGGUCCAGGAUGGACUGCUCCAGCUACUGCUCAGAUCACUGCACUUCCUGUCUGACAACACAAACCCACAGAGGUGCAGUGGUGUGUUGUUUGUGGUCCGUCUGCAGCUUCAGGAAACAGGAAGUGUGUUUGAGCCGUCAGUGGGCGGCGGCCUCUUUGACCUUGUGAAGAGCAUCAUCACUGACAUUUACACAGCAGCCAAUCAGCUGGCCAGGAUCUCUGUGAGUCGCCAUGGCAACUACCAGGAGACUCUGCAGCAGUGUCAGGACCUCCGUGCGUUGGAACAGGAAGUGAUGCGUCACAUGCAGCAGGUGAGGGACGAGGCGGAGAGUCUGAGGGAGGGGCUGGACAGGUACGCGCACCUGUGGGAGAGUGACAGGCAGGGCGUGAUGCACGAGUUCCUGAAGUACGGCCGACAGGUGAGACCUGAGGAGCCGGACGCUGAGGAGACCCCGCCCACCCUGAAGGACGUCCAGAGAGAGAUCGAGUCGCUCCACAGACUGAGCGAGCAGGUGACUCACCUGGAUGAUGUCAUCGUUCUGCAUGGCUGGCUGCAGGUCGACCUCCGACCUUUCAGAGACUCUCUGCUGUCAAUCAUCUACGACUGGAGACACAUGUACACAGAGUACCUGCUGGACUCCGUCAGUGACAGUCUGCAGCAGGUGAGGUGGCGUCCUGAUGAUGAUGAAGAGUUGUCGUCGAGGUUCCCUCUGACAGAAUCCGUCAUCCUGCUGGAGGCGGCAGGAGUCCAGCUUCCUGAACACCUGUCUGCACACCUACAGGUAGUGACAUCACUGUGACAUCACACUGUCAACAUGGUGACAUCAGCUGUUUACCAGCAGGUCGUAACACGCAGACCCCACACCUGGUGUUACCUGUGUGAUUGGAUCAGACUACUUCCUGGUCUACAGUGAAGGCCGCCCACUCACACAGGAACAGGAAGUGACAUCAGGUGUGAACUGGCAUACUGUCCACCUGUGAUUGGAUCAUCAUGGUAAUGCCAGGUGUCAACAAACACAAGCUCCGCGCACACCUGCUCUGAGACAGGAAGUUGCAUGACUGACGUAAAGCUGUGGCUGUGUCCGAAAUCACUCACUCAUUCCCUACAUAGGGAAAUAAAUGUAGUGGACUAU